UAUUAAAUAGGUAUUUAGCCCCAUUUUUACCAAAAAUUAUUUACAGAUAAACGACGUAUAUAGAAAAUUCGAAAUGAAAAUUGCUUUUGUACUAGCUAAUAUCUGUAUAGGUAUUACUAUACGUAAUGUUUGUGCUUUACAAGAACUCGGAACUUAUGAACUUUCGAAUUCUAUGGAAGAUUGUUCCUCUACUUUUCUUAUGUCUACAUCGCAGAUUUCUUUAAAAAUGGUACCAGAUUCGACAAGUUAUAGUUGGUUUGGAAAUACGACUAUUAAAUGUGUGAGAAUUUAUCCCGAAUCACGUGAUUGUACGGCUAUCGUGGGUGUCAUAUAUGGCGGAUUAGGUCAAAAUUUUAUCCAACUAGAAUUCGAUCUAUACAAUUAUAACAUUUUUAACUAUUGUUAUUAUAAUGUGCAGAUUUUUACGGUUGCAGCUGCUUGUGACGAAGCUACUACGCACGCAGCUAUCGCAGCUGCUAACUAAAUAAAAUAUUUCGCACGAUAAUUUGUUUGUUUCAAUUCAAAUCAUCAAUCGAACGAAAUAUAUAUUUAAGAAGACUUUUCGACAAAUCUUCUUUUUCUUAGAGACUCUUGACACGUUAUUUGGGUUAAGUAAUGACAGAUUUACUUGUUAGGCGUUUUUUCGAGAAUCGUUCAUCACAAAAGUACACUAUACCAGUACUGUUAGUACUAGCAAUUUCUAGUUAACGAAAUAAUACAAAAAUAAAGGAAAAGUGACAUUUUUGAUUUAGUUUUCGAUAUAAAUAUUCGAAACACCUUUAGUAACAGUAGUACCUGGAUCAACAGUUGAUGAUGGUACUAUUUCUAAUGAUAAUAACU
Messenger RNA from Diorhabda carinulata, 840 nucleotides. RefSeq lists its product as uncharacterized. The record is from RefSeq and is a predicted model, not a curated record. The coding region runs from base 74 to 484 and encodes 136 amino acids. Lineage: Eukaryota; Metazoa; Arthropoda; Insecta; Coleoptera; Chrysomelidae. The transcript is spliced from 2 exons.